UCGUAUCAAAUGCAUUACCUCGUUUUUCUUGUACUCUCAAUCUCCUAAACCACAUUUUGUUAUCUUUUGAUUCGUAAUACGAUCUCUUGAUUAGUUCUCCGUAAACUUUCCGACCACCAAUUCGUUCUUGAAUUCCCAGCAGCUUAAUUAUCAUCUCACCCACAUUUUCUUGCUACUUUGUGAUCCAUAGUCCUACUCUGAAGUAUAGAUAUAUUGUCACUAAAUUUCCGGUGAUUAUAUCAGUCCAUAUUCCGGCCAUUUUAACUAUUCUGUGAGCUACACACUUUGUCCGCCUUUAAGAAUCAUAACUCUUGCUUGCAGUGUCUUACAAGCCUGAAAAUUCGGUCACUUGACUUUCCUAUAUCUCAAAUUUGGGGGAAAAAAUCCAUUUUUCGGGCAAUGGGUGAGGCUCCGAGCUCUGUAAUCUAUGAAACCCAACCAUCUUCUAAAACCCCAAUUCGAAUUUCAGGCAAAAACCUCUUCCUAAAUGACCUCCCUACCUUGCUCGAUGUACCCGAAAACGUGACCCUCAUGCCUGCCGGUAAUUCUCCCUUAUCUGGCCACUUCCUCGGUGUUAGGGCGGAAGUUCCGGCGAGCCGCCAUGGCACCAUUGGAAAGCUUAGGUCCAUCACUUUCUCGAGCAUUUUCAGGUUUAAGCUUUGGUGGUCCACUCUCUGGGUGGGGAACAGGGGUUCAGACCUGGAGUCCGAAACUCAGUUCCUGCUUCUUAACACGCCGGAGAAACCAGAAUCCGGUGGCCUCUAUUUACUUAUCUUGCCCCUUAUCGAUGCCGGUUUCGCAGCUUCUAUUCAGCCUGGAACCGAGGACAACGUUGAUAUUUGUCUAGAAAGCGGGUCGAGCUCGGUAAUUUCCGAUGAGUUCCCAAGGUCAGUGUAUAUAAAUUCCGGAAGUGAUCCUUACCUUUUGGUAAAGGAAUCAAUGCGGGAACUUAGUCGCCUGAAAUUGGGUAAUUUCCGGCCUCUUGAGGACAAAAUCGUGCCGGAAUUUGUCGACCGGUUCGGUUGGUGCACGUGGGACGCUUUCUAUUUGGCAGUGGAGCCUGAAGGUGUGGCACGAGGUGUGGAGGAACUGACACGUGGCGGUUGCCCACCUGGUUUCUUGCUUAUAGACGAUGGUUGGCAAUCGAUCUCCACCGACCAAGAGCCAGAUCAGGAGGCAAUGUCACUGACUAUUGCCGGUGAGCAGAUGCCUUGCCGGUUAGCGGGAACUCAAGAGAAUUUCAAGUUCAAGAACUACCUUUCCGGCGAGAAAAGGAGGGAGGGAGGGUUUGGUGGAUUUGUUAAGGAUUUGAAGGACAGGUUUGAGAAUUUAGAUUAUAUUUAUGUUUGGCACGCGAUGUGUGGGUAUUGGGGCGGAGUGAGGCCGGGAAAGUGUAAUGUUCCGGCGAGGAUUUUGUCGCCGGAGCUGUCGCCAGGGCUCAAGUCGACGAUGGAGGAUCUGGCGGUGGAUAAGUUGGUCCGCCAUGGGAUCGGUGCGGUCCCUCCCGAGAGUGUGAGGCAGUUUUAUGAGGCCAUGUAUUCAUAUCUCAACGAAGUUGGUGUCGACGGUGUGAAGGUGGACGUUAUUCAGGUUCUGGAGACGCUAGGCGAAGAGCUGGGCGGUAGGGUCCACCUGAGCAACGCAUAUUACUCCGCUUUAAACGCGGCUGCGAGCAAAUACUUCAAAGGCAACGGCGUCAUCGGGAGCAUGCAAAACUGCAACGACUUCCUCUUCCUCGGAACCAACCAAAUUGCAGUUGCUCGAGCCGGCGACGAUUUUUGGACGGAGGACCCAAACGGUGACCCCGAGGGCUCAUACUGGCUGCAAGGCUGCCACGUUAUUCACUGCGCCUACAAUAGCCUCUGGAUGGGACACGUUAUACUUCCGGAUUGGGACAUGUUCCAAUCGACUCACCCGCGAGCCCACUUCCACGCGGCGUCGCGGGCCAUCUCAGGUGGCCCCGUCUACGUGAGUGACCGCUUGGGGCGCCACGACCUGGAGCUGUUGAAGAAGCUGGUGCUGCCUGACUCGACUCUUUUGCGGUGCGUGGCCCAUGCCCAGCCCACGCGCGACUGCCUCUUUGUUAGCCCUCUUCGCCCUCACACCCCACCUCUUAAGAUUUGGAACAUCAACAGGUGCACAGGCGUGGUUGGAGCCUUUUCAUGCGGUGGAGGCGAGUGGUGCAGAGAAGAGCGCAGGUUUAGGCGCGCACGCCACUCAUCAAAACGAGCCCAGGAUCCUCAAACCACCGCAUGCUAUACAGAUGUGGAUGCAUGGCGCGCCAACCCACCUUCAAAGAGCUUCAUCGCUUUUUCGCACCUGGCUGAAAAGCUAACGAUCUUGAGCAGCCCCGAUGACAAAGUGACCAUGAUCUUGGGCCCUCUUGGUUUCGAACUCGUGACCUUUGCACCUUUGCAUGAUUUCAAUGGCGUGGGAUUCGCGGCUAUUGGGCUCGUGAACAUGUAUAAUUCCGGUGGAGCAGUGCACUCGGUCCAGGUGAGAGGGAAAGGAAAUGGUGCGGUGGUGGCUGAAGUGAGGAUGAGGGGGAGAGGGGAGAUGUGUGCUUAUGCUUCGAAGAAGCCGAAGAAGUGUUUCAUCGAUGGGAAGGAAUGCGAGUUUGAGUAUGAAGAGGCAGAUGGGAGGGUGAGUGUUCAAUUGGAGUGGGAUCAUGACAAGAAGAUUAGGGUUUUGCAGUAUUUGAUUGAAGUGGAGUAGAGGGGUUUUUGAUUGUUUGUGUUAUUCUUUGGGUUUGUACAUAUAACUUUGGCCUUAAUAUUUGCUAACAUAUCUUCCCAACCUCCUUGGGGGAAGACAAAUGCACUAUGGUAAGUCUAUAGACAUGCAAAGAAGACACACAAAACGAAAGAAAAGUCUGUGGGGGUGGAAGAAGUCUGUUUUUUUUAGGCUUCCAACACCUAGGUUUGUUUAUUCUUGUGAGAAAUGAUGCAUUAUUUCCUGAUAAGCAUAUGUGAUAUCACUUCACCUCUGUUUUGAGGGUCUCUGUGUUUAUAAAGGUAUUAUGUGAUUGCUUCUUGUUA
Amborella trichopoda is the source of this 3038-nucleotide messenger RNA. Its product is annotated as putative galactinol--sucrose galactosyltransferase 5. Lineage: Eukaryota; Viridiplantae; Streptophyta; Magnoliopsida; Amborellales; Amborellaceae. The record is from RefSeq and is a predicted model, not a curated record. Gene Ontology annotation, molecular function: galactinol-sucrose galactosyltransferase activity.